UUCUACUCUGAUUCCAAAUUCCAUUUACUAGAUUCUGAUUCAGUGUUUGUUCUUGAGUCCUUUGCUUGCUUAUCUUACAAGGCCUGGGAAGGUUACAAGACUUGCUGGGAUGGAGGUCAUUAAAACGGUGGUGGCAACACGCCCCUCCACAAACCAGUCGGCAGAUUUCUUCACACACCCGCAAUUUUGGGUGGCGACAUUUUCUUCCUAACUUCUGAGGAGGGAAAAGGGUCCACCUUGCGGAGGGCUGGGAGCACAAGAGUGUUCCUGGAGUGAUGACGGUAGGGAGGGAGGGAGACUCUGGCGCUCCAUAGAUUUAGAGGCUAUUCUGUGAAAUUUACACAGAAAGAGCAAAGGCCUUUCUAAAAGCUGGGGAUUUCAGUUUCAGUUUUGGUCUCCUAACCUGCGCGUGCUCAUUCUCACCAAUGACGUCUUUUGUUUUUCGUUUGCUAUUGGCUGGCAGAGCCUCUGUGAAGCCAACCAGAAGUUAGGAAUUCGUCCCUCUCUAAACCUAGUGUAAACAGGUUUCCGUGACCUUGUGCUUCUCUGCCUGCGGGCCAUGAACCUUUACGUGUGCUCUCUCUUUUUGUUGGGGACCCUGGCCCUGGGGGAGACCUGGGCAGGCUCUCACUCCCUGAGGUAUUUCUCCGCCGCUGUGUCCCGGCCCGAGCUCGGGGAGCCGCGGUUCUUCUCCGUGGGCUACGUGGACGAUCAGCAGUUCGUGGGCUUUGACAGCGACAGCGAGAGUCAGAGGCAGGAGCCGCGGGCGCCGUGGAUGGAGCAGCUGGAGCCUGACUACUGGGAGCGGAACACGCGCAUCUCCAGGGCGAACGCACAGAGUUCCCGAGUGACCCUGCGGAACAUGCGCAGCUACUACAACCAGAGCGAGGGCGGGGUCCACAUCUUCCAGACCAUGUACGGCUGCGAGGUUUCCCCCGACGUCACCUUCAAGCGAGGUUUUUUUCAACACGCCUACGACGGGCACGACUACCUCUCCCUGGACACGGAGACCUACACGUGGACGGCGUCGGUGCCCCAGGCUCUGAACUCCAAGCGCAAGUGGGAGGCGGAGAGGAGCAUAGUAGAGGGAUAUAAAGCCUAUCUGGAGGAGACGUGCGUGCUGUGGCUGAAGAAGUACCUGGAAAUGGGGAAGGAGACGCUGAAGAAGGCAGAUCCGCCCUCUACCCGAGUGACCCACCACACUGCCCCCAAUGGGGAAGUGACCCUGCGGUGCCGGGCCCAGGACUUCUACCCUGCCGACAUCUCCCUGACUUGGCUGAGGGAUGGGGAGGAACAACUCCAGGACACAGAGUUCAUUGAGACCAGGCCUGCAGGAGACGGGACCUUCCAGAAGUGGGCAGGUGUGGAUGUGACCUCGGGCCAGGAAGGGAAAUAUACCUGCCGAGUUCAGCACGAGGGACUGCCUGAGCCCCUCACCCUGAAGUGGGAGCCAGAGUCCUCAUCCCCCUGGCUCAUUAUGGGGGGUGUUGCUUUUGUCCUCCCCGUUGCACUCAUUGCUGGAGUUGGGAUCUGGAGGAAGAAGACUUCAGGUGGAAAAGGAGGGGACUAUGUUCCUGCUACAGGCAAUGAGAGUGCACAGGGGUCAGAUGUGUCCCCUACAGCCAAAGGUUGAGAGAAUUGCCUGGUGUGGGCCUGAGGAAGAAAACAAGUCUCCAGUCCCUGUGUUGUUGCUGUGGACCCCUGGCUUCUCUCCCCAGCACUGGCCCCUGGGAUCCUCCCUGGACUCUACUGGCCCAAGCCCAGGGAAGCAUCAUUAGGGCCCUCACUCUGUUCUUUGAGGCCUCCCUCCCCACCUUCUUUCUUUCUGCCUGUGUCACUCUUCAGGGAGACAACCAGCAGUGAGGGCCAGAGAGCUUUGGUAGUGAACCCUCCUUCACACAUGAUAUUGCACUGACCUGGGAGCUUUGUCUGACUGCACACACAGCCUAACAAAUUGUUAUUCUUGAGUCCUCAGCUUUUCUCCACAGUCUCCAUCUGAGUGGGGGACUUUGGGGGACAGGAUGACAAUGUGGAGAUGUUACGGCUGUAUGAAGGGGAAAUAAAGUUUGGAGACGUCUGAGAA
This is a messenger RNA of Phascolarctos cinereus (koala), 2083 nucleotides long. Its product is annotated as patr class I histocompatibility antigen, B-2 alpha chain-like. Gene Ontology annotation, molecular function: signaling receptor binding; peptide antigen binding. The record is from RefSeq and is a predicted model, not a curated record. Gene Ontology annotation, cellular component: external side of plasma membrane. NCBI's taxonomy places the organism in Eukaryota, Metazoa, Chordata, Mammalia, Diprotodontia, Phascolarctidae. Gene Ontology annotation, biological process: antigen processing and presentation of endogenous peptide antigen via MHC class Ib; positive regulation of T cell mediated cytotoxicity; immune response.